Messenger RNA from Oldenlandia corymbosa var. corymbosa, 1830 nucleotides. Lineage: Eukaryota; Viridiplantae; Streptophyta; Magnoliopsida; Gentianales; Rubiaceae. The record is from the annotation of a GenBank genome assembly.
AUGGAGUCAACAACAAGAGACCCUGCUGGCCAUAUUGUAGAUACCUUUCCACAAAACGAUCCAAUUGAGGAUGAUGAUCCCCCAAUGCUGAGUUCUCAUGCCCUUGAAGCAUUGAAAGAAUUUCUGUCUGAGCAGAAGAGACAGGAAUCUCUGGCGGAGGUGGAGGAGGAAGACGUUGCGUUAGUCACUGAGGAUUGGCGGCUCAGCCAGUUCUGGUACGACAGGGAUACUGCUGAGACUGUAGCAAAAGAAGUUAUCACUCUCUGCCAUUCCCUUGAUUCCCCCUCGGUUGCCUGCAUUGCUUGCCCUACUCUUUAUGCCUACCUCAAGAAAUUUGAUGCUGGAGUAAGCGCUCAGCUUCUUGAGUUUGACAACCGGUUUGAGCAGUACGGAAGUGAAUUCACAUUUUAUGACUAUAACCAGCCUGAAGAUCUUCCCGCAUCAUUGAAGCACUCAUACCCUAUUGUAGUCGCUGAUCCUCCUUAUCUGAGCAAAGAAUGCUUGGAGAAAGUUAGCCAAACAAUUUCGUUCCUCUCAAAACCAGGAAACUGCUACUUGCUUUUACUUACUGGAGAGGUGCAGAAGGAUACCGCUGCGGAGCUGUUAGAUUUGCAUCCAUGCGGUUUCCGACCUCAGCACUCGAGCAAGCUUGGCAAUGAGUUCCGUCUCUUCACCAACUACAAUCCAGGGACAAGACUAGGCUGGAUUGUCCACGAGGAUGGGGCAGUGGUGGGAAGGAAUUCCAUUUCUUACAUCUGCAGUGGUGGUUGUUUGUGGGAUCAUUUACUUGUGUACAGGACCUAUACCUCUGUACUUUUUCAUGGCUCUUUGCUGCAUCUGAUGUUCAAUAUGUUAGCUUUGGUUCCUCUGGGGUCUGAGCUUGAAAGGAUUAUGGGAUCUGUUCGACUAUGCUACGUUACAAUUUUGCUGGCCACGAGCAAUGCCGUUUUUCACCUUCUUAUAGCUUUUUUGGUUGCUCAUAAUCCUUUCCAUACUUUUAGUUACCUCAUGGACGAGUGUGCUAUAGGCUUCUCGGGGAUCCUGUUUUCUAUGAUUGUUAUUGAGACAACUCUUAGUGGAGUUCAAUCCAGAAGUGUGUUUGGGCUUUUCAAUGUGCCUGCUCAAUGGUAUGCAUGGAUCUUGUUGGUGGUGUUUCAGCUUCUUAUGACAAAUGUCUCUCUACUUGGGCAUCUCUGCGGCAUUUUGUCUGGAUUUGCAUAUACUUAUGGACUCUUCAACACUUUGAUUCCUGGGACAUCCUUUUUCUCUAAAAUUGAAUCAUCAUCAUUGCUUUCUUCAUUUGUUAGGAGACCGAAGUUCAUACUGUGCACUGGGGGGAAUACUUCGGGUUACAUUCCGACUCAUACAAGUCAAAGUCCAACAUCCAGUGGAUUGCUUUCUGGAAACCUUUGGAGGAGCUUCUCUUCAUGGAUGCCACAAAGAGAGACUUACUCUCAGGUGCCAUCCGCAGAUAACGACAGUAGGUUUCCUGGAACUGGAAGAACUCUGGGUUCUGGAUUAAGUCAAACAGUUGCAACCGCUCCUGAUUCAACCUUACAGGCCAGACUUCUGGAGAAUGAGAAUUCAACAAACCAUCCAUCUCAGGCAAGAGAAAGUGCUACAGGGCAACAAAUAACAGAAGGAAGGCAACCAACAGUUGAUAAUUCAGCUGUGACAGUCACGGGGGUUCAAAGUCAUCAGGGUUCUGCUGAAGGCAUACAGAAGCUUCUCUCCAUGGGUUUUGAGAAGACUCAAGUUGAAGUGGCACUAGCUGCUGCUGAUGGGGAUGUUACCGUGGCUGUUGAAAUCCUCAUGAGCCAGCAGGGAUAA